CUUCAGCGAAUUUUUCAGUAUUACUCAUCAGAGAACCCUCGAAAGUUGGCAAUCUUCAUGGAGUAAUGGAGAACUUAGAAGGUGGCUAUAUUCGAUAAUCCCUAAGGUAUCGAAGAAACCAUGGAUGUGGGUCGGGACUUCAUUCAUGUGAUAUCUCGGCUCAUGUCCAAUCACUACACUGGGCUCGCAAAAAGCGGUAUCUGCGCCUGUGGUAACGGUUAUCACGAUAUCGAACAUAUUGUCUGGGCAUGCGCCGAGUACUGUUCUGCCAGAUCUCAACUAUUGGAUCCCCUUUGGGCUCGAGGAAGAUCACUCAAUAUCCCGGUUCGAGAUAUACUGGCAAGCCGCGAUCUGCUCUAUAUGUCGCUCAUCAUUCUAAGAAGUGCCCUCUUCUGCCUACCGUACUGCAACGAUGGUUUGAUGGGACUCCAAGACAACACAAAAUAUCUCUGUCGAAUGACCCAACAAACACGAGACCUACAGCACAACAUCACACGCGCAAUGCGCUGUGUUGCCGAUCUGCAUCUGAGCCGUACUACGAAAUCGUCUGGAGAAACCCCUACCGGCUCGAAGAAGACCGCCCGGCAUCGUACCUACGAUCAGCAAGUUAGCAAUACUAAUGAACCGAUGGAUGUGGAUGAAUGUUGGAGACGUGGACAUCCCUACAACUCAAUAGGAAUUGCUGGGCUCACUGGUGGUAGAACGCCUGUCACUCAGUUGACGCAUCGAACAACAUCCGGUUAG
Molecule: messenger RNA, 744 nt
Organism: Topomyia yanbarensis
Lineage: Eukaryota; Metazoa; Arthropoda; Insecta; Diptera; Culicidae
Exons: 3
Coding region: 121-744 (207 amino acids)
Source: RefSeq, a predicted model, not a curated record